This is a messenger RNA of Ostrea edulis (European flat oyster), 2612 nucleotides long. RefSeq names its product acyloxyacyl hydrolase-like. Lineage: Eukaryota; Metazoa; Mollusca; Bivalvia; Ostreida; Ostreidae. The transcript is spliced from 18 exons. Gene Ontology annotation, molecular function: acyloxyacyl hydrolase activity; calcium ion binding. Bases 40 to 1764 code for a protein of 574 amino acids. The record is from RefSeq and is a predicted model, not a curated record. Gene Ontology annotation, biological process: negative regulation of inflammatory response; lipopolysaccharide catabolic process.
UUAAAGUACACGUGGUUUUUGUUUUGGUGAAAGAGGAAGAUGUAUGUGUUACGGAUUCUGAGUUUGGUUAUAGCUUUCGGCUUUAUUUACAUGAAUAAAACACCUGUUGGGGUAUAUGAAUUUACAAGAUUGGGCACUAAUGGAGGUACCAACUGUGCAGUAUGUACAGUGGUGUUGGGAUUAGCGGAACAGCUGUCCGUAAUACACAAUGAGACGGUGGUUAGAGGUCUGGAGAGGCUGUGUAACUUUCUACCUCCGCCUUAUCAAGGAGCUUGUAAAGAGUUUACAGAUUUCAUUGCAGAUGACAUUAUCAGAUCAUUCUCCCAGGACGACACGGCAGAUACAGCGUGUCACAAGCUAUCGUUCUGUUUCACGGAUCCCAGUACAGACACCUGUCAUAUCUUCCCUAGGAAACCCAGCCAUAGAGAUAGGUUGCUGAAAUUUGUCCAGACCAACAGACGUCAUCGGACCGGGGCGAAUAUUUGCGAUUUACCAGGAAUAAAAAGGAUCUGCGCCUGGAUUAAUGAUAUAUUUAGUAAACACGAUCCCGCCAUAGACCUGGACGGCGACUUCCACAGCGUGUACCAGACUUUAAGAGGGUCAUCUUGGCGAGGAAAAGAUUGUGAUGACGAAAGGGAAUUAUUUCAUCCGGGUGCAAAACCAAUAAAUGGCGACAAAACCAUGGAUUCUAACUGCAAUGGCAUCUAUGGCAUAAACCCUACGAGUGGGCGUGGUUAUGAGGAUGAGUUGUGCGGCACUAGCCAAUCACGAGGAGUAGCGGUUCUGGGCGAUUCCAUUAGUGCUCACUUCCACCUUCCCAGAGAAUGGCUGAAUACCACAGAGAUGUCCCUGAAAGUAUUCGAGCCACUUCCAUUUAUCUUGGAGAAUGAAAUCGACUGGCCUGAGUUUUCGUCUGUGACAGCUUUCAGGAACAACACAGAUCCAUUCCAUGAAGUUCUGCAUGGACCAGUGGAUUCCGUGUACAAGAGACUGUUUGAAAGGAACCAUUGCAAUCACAGGGACUACCAAAACAUCGGCGUCAAUGGAGCAAAAGCAUCCUCAAUGGCCGACACCAUUCAGUUGAGCUUCAAGAGAAACAUCACACACGACCAACCAAUGAUUGUCUUCUAUGCUCUUGUGGGAAACGAUGUCUGUAAUAGACACCCUGAUAUUUUUAAUCAUAUGACAACUGUGGAGGAAAUGAAGAAUAAAUCUAUCAACACAUUGAAUUAUCUAGGAAAGGUUCUUCCAAAAGGAAGCCAUGUAUUUUACGUAGGAUUAGCUGAUGGGGCCAUUUUGUAUGAAGCACUUCGUGAUAGAGUUCAUCCGAUUGGAUCAUUGCGGAAUGACGUCACAUACUCUGAGUUCUAUGACUAUUUCAACUGUUUAGAGAUAUCUCCUUGCCUGGGAUGGAUGAAUACUAAUGCAACAGUACGAGAAAUUACAACUAAGAGGGCUCGUGAAUUGAGUGAGGCUUUAAAAGAAGUCGUGGCUGUUCACCAAAGUUCUUUUUCAAACUUCAAAUUGUAUUAUGUGGAUAACCCCAUAGACCAAGUGUUGGACGAGUGGACUAAACAAGGUGGACAGGAUUGGGAACUGCUAGAGCCCGUGGACGGAUUUCAUUCUAAUCAGCUUGGACAAGCACUAACAGCGAAGGCAAUUUGGGAAAAUUUGGAGAAGAUGUACCCAGAAGCCAUUGGGCCCGUGAAUCCGAAUAAUGCUAAGAUUAAAUCUUUGUUUGGAAAUCAAGGCGGUUACCUGUAACUGUGUCACCAUUAACAAGUUGGAUAUUAUAUCAUGGGGUUGUGCAAUUUUUAUGCCCCCGUAAUCCGAGUGUCGGGGGCAUUUAGUUUUUGGUCUGUCCGUUUGUUUGCAAAAACUUUAAAUUGGGCCAUCUGUUCAUUGGAUUGUGAUAUGUCUUCCAUAUUUCACAUGUGUAUUCCUUGCGACAAGACAUUUCAUUUGGUACCAAAAUGAUUGACAUUUUAACCUUGACCUUGGAGUUUGACCAACCUUUGAAAAAAAAAUUAACCUUGGUUAUAACGUUUGAAUGGUUAGUGAUAGGGCGCUCAUAUUCUUGUGACAAGACCUAUCUUUGGGUGCAGCCAUACGGGGGCAUCACUGUUUCGCAAACUCAUCUUGUUUAUAUUUGUUGUUUUUAUUAAUUUAAAAACCCGAGAUUCAUGAUUAUCUAGGACUUUAUAAUUUAGAAAAUUUUUCAACUAGAUGUGGAUGUUUGUUUUGGGUGUUGUUGUUGCCCCCCCCCCCCUUAAUUUUUAACAUCCCCUUCUUUGCAUGGUAAACAUGGGAUAGAAAUUGAAAGCAUCUUAAAAAAAAUUAUAGUUGCACCUUUUCCCCCCUAUAAUUAAAAUUAUUAUGCAAUUUUUCUUUUAAAAAAAAAGUAGCCUAUGUACUCUGUAAUACUACUACAUGUACCUCUAUUCUUCGUAAACACAAAUUAUAGUCAUUUAAUGUAUUGAUUUGUGUAUGAUGUAGAUUAAACAUAUUGUAUGACAAUCAUAUAAAUUAUUGUAUUGCGAGAGGGUUAUCUAAAUUUUUGAACUUGUGCCUAAUCUUUUUGAUGUUUUGUCAAUAAAAUAUGUUCAAUUCAA